AUGGCGUUAGCAUCCAUACCUACCUACCUAAUUAUAACUGGUUUCUUUCUGUGUACAUGUGAAUCAGUAGACGCUAAAUUCCUGUGGAAUAAAAUAUUUGAGGUGAAAACAUUGAUCCUGAAUUAUGAAGUAAAAUUAGUAAGAAAGUUAAUAAAGAACAAGAAGCGUUUCAAGAGAUUUAUGAAAUGCCAGGAAACUUACUAUGCUUCUCACAGCCUGGUAGAAGUUUACAAAGAUUUAUUACCAAGCAUGAGAGAAUUGAAAGCAGAAUACGGCGGUUUUGCUUUGGAUAUUGACGACAAAAUAUUUUGGACCCAACGGCUUCUCAAAACGUACACAAUAUUUUUGAAAGAAAUGAAAUUCGCUCCAAAAAAUGGAGGUUGCAAUGCCUUUCUCUCACCAACUCGAAUUCAAGAUGCAAGAGUUAAACGUUUAAUUGAACUGAUAUCUAGAAAGCAUGCUGAAGAAGCAGUCUAUAUGCAAAAUACCAAUAUGAAAUCAAUUUUGGAAGGUAUUCUGCAGGAAAUACGGGUAAGAACUGAUUGGUGGUAUCACAUGCAGUCGAUUGAUCGAAUCAAUCAGCUUAAAUGCAAUUGUUAACUUACGUCUAGACUCUGAUUUACAACCCGGUUUCGUAAAACUAGACGAAAGUUUUAUAACCAUAGAACGCGAAACGUCUCCACAUAAAUUCAGAGGAUUAUCCAAAUCCAAUCGAUGGCAUCUAUAAUGACGAAUUCCCUUCAGUGAAUUUAUAUCAAAAUAAGAUGUUUUCUUCACAUUUUAUCUUUUAUCCUUCAGAAACAAUAUAUUAAAUUGGCCGUCGUGCAGCAUGCAGUGUGGAGGAGUUGGCGCCGUUUAUUUUUAUUUAUCGAAACGUAAAUAAUUACUCAAUUAUGGUGUAAUUUAAUAAUAAAAACGAUUUUGCUUAGUUUA
Messenger RNA from Trichobilharzia regenti, 933 nucleotides. Lineage: Eukaryota; Metazoa; Platyhelminthes; Trematoda; Strigeidida; Schistosomatidae. The record is from the annotation of a GenBank genome assembly.